CCGCGGCUGCUGCUGCCCCUGGACCCCUACGGCCAUGGGCUGCUGCCCGCCGUGCACCCGGACGGUGGCCGGGGCCGGGCCCACGGCAAGAGGAAGAGCUGGAACUUCAUCCAUGAGAAGAUGAGCUACGACACCUUCUUCACCAUGAAGCGGCUGAUCGAGCGCUCGCGCAGCGUGGGCGAGGUGCUCCGCUGGGUCACGCAGAACCCGGGCAAGGUGUCGGCUAGUCACUACCCCAUAGCGCUUCACAAGCUGGGGCAGCUCCUGCAGCAGCAGCCGGGGCCGCCCAUGGGGGCUGGGGACAGCCGCGGGCCCGCGGGGCAGGUGCUGGAGCAGCCCGAGUUCCACGUGCUGUGCCAGGCCAUCGUCAGUGGCUGCGCCAAGUUCGACAACUUCAGCAUCGUCAACUGCCUGUACGCAGCGGCCGCGCUGGGGCUGCCCGGGGAGUCGCCGCUCGUGCGGGUGCUGGAGGACGAGUCCCGCAGCCGCCUGGGCCGCUUCAACCAGAAGGACGUGUCGAUGGUGUUCAGCAGCGUGAUGCGGCUGCACCCCUCCAGCCCCCACCCGCUGGUCGAGUCCUGCCUCAGCAGCCUGGAGCGGCACCUGGAGAAGGAGCGGCACCCCCAGACCCUCUUCCUGCUGCUCUCCUACUACCGGCUGCGGGCACAGGCGCUGCAGGGCCACGCGGCCUCCGACCAGCAGCUCAUCAACAACCGCAAGAUCCUGCGCUUGGUGCGGCACACGCUGGGCCAGGUGAGCGCCAUGAGGGAGCACGAGCUGGCGCUGCUGGACGAGAUGCUGGCCCUGUGUGCCCAGGAGGCCAACAACAAGGCCCUGGAGGCCAUCUUCAGCUCCCAGCUCUUCUACGAGAACCGGCAGGAGCGCUUCAUUCGCAGCAUGGCAGAGUGGCUGCCCCGGAAGGCAGAGAACCUCACCCCCUACACCAUGGCCCUCAUCGCCAAGUACGUGGCACGGCACCGGCUGCGUGAGCCGCGGCUGCUUGACACCAUCGCCAACUUCCUGCUGAAGCGCGGAGAGCAGCUCGACAGCAAGGUGAUCCAGAAGUUGGUGUUUCCCUUCAGCCGGAUGAACUACCGCCCCUCCAACCACGGCGAGCUCUUCCCCAAGCUGGAGGCCAUCUUGGAGCAGAAGGCUGGCAGCUCACCACUGGCCACCGUCAACAUCCUCAUGUCCAUGUUCCAGCUCAGCCACUUCCCACAGACUGUCCUGCACCAGGUCUUCUCCCCAGGUUUCAUCACCAACGUCAUGAGCAGCCCCUACGCGCUGAUCGUGCGCCGGUACCUGUCGCUGCUGGACGCGGCCGUGGAGCUGGAGUUCCGGGAGUACAGCGGGCCCCGCCUGGACCCGCGCUACCGCGUCCUCAUGUUCGAGCACGCCCUGACCGCUGACGAGGCCAACAGGAAGUACAGCUACAAAGGGCUGGUGGCCGAGGCGCUGCGACAGCUGGUGGGGGAGGAAUGCUACCGGCAGGACGAGGUGCUGCCCCCCGGGUACUGCACAGACUUCCUGCUGUGGAUCAACCGCUCAGGCACGGUGCUGCCUCUGUCGCGCGUUCCGGCAGCUUCCAGGGUACCCCCAGCCACGUCCCCCGUCGCCGUGUCCCUGCGCUCCAGCGUGCUCGCCCUCACCUCGGAUUUGCAGGACUUUGCCCCGUUUGCCGCAGAGACGCCCGGCAGCCCCCCAGGCCCCCGGGAGAGCGGCCGGGCCGGGCGGUUCCUGCCGGCGCUCUGCCCAGCCCCGGGGGGGCCUUGCUUCCAGCCCCCCUCGGACUAUUACUGCGG
Molecule: messenger RNA, 1802 nt
Organism: Cyanistes caeruleus (blue tit)
Lineage: Eukaryota; Metazoa; Chordata; Aves; Passeriformes; Paridae
Source: RefSeq, a predicted model, not a curated record